UUAUAUGGAAAACCUGUCGAUGGCAGUGCAUACGUUCUGUUUGGAGUGAAAAUGGAUGAUGAAAAGAUAAGCAUCCCGGAAUCCCUGAAGAGAAUCCCUAUUGAAGAUGGAGAAGGAACAGUGGAGUUAACCAGAGCCAUGAUUACAGGAAAGUUCCCGAAUAUAACGGAACUUAUAGGGCACUCGAUCUAUGUCGCCGUUACAGUUCUGACAAAUGCAGGAAGUGAUAUGGUGGAAGCAGAAAAAACAGGAAUUCAGAUUGUAACAUCUCCAUACAAAAUUUUGUUUACAAAAACUCCAAAAUAUUUCAAGCCUGGAAUGCCCUUUGAAUUGAUGGUCUAUGUAACAAAUCCAGAUGGUAGUCCUGCCAACAGAAUCCCUGUGGUAGCAGAGCCAGGUGGCGUUAGAGGAAUGACACAUGGAGAAGGAACAGCAAAGCUCACUAUAAAUACACCAGCUGGACAACCAAACUUACAGAUCAAGGUAACCACUGAAAGUCCAGUCCUGCCACAACAUCGUCAGGCCACUGCUACCAUGACAGCCCAGCCAUACAGACCACAAGGCGGCUCUAAUAACUAUCUACACAUUAGUGUGGCUGCAACUGAGGUAACACCGGGUGAAAACAUCAACAUUAACUUCAACUUGAAGAAUGAUGCAGGCAUCCAGGACAAAAUAAAGUACUUUACGUAUGUGAUCAUGAGCAAAGGAAAAAUUGUUAAAGUGGGAAGGCAAGCCAGACAAGCUGGACAGACCCUUGUGAUUAUGUCCUUAAGUGCAACAGCAGAUUUUAUUCCUUCAUUCCGGAUUAUAGGCUAUUACACUGUGACUACACCAAGAGGAAAAGAGGUUGUUUCUGACUCAGUAUGGGUUGAUGUGAAAGACACCUGUAUUGGAACGCUCCAAGUGAAACCAGCUGAAGACCGAGACAAACAAGUUCAAGAACCAGGGGGAAGAAUGAGACUGAAGCUCAUUGGAGAUCCUGGAGCCAAGGUUGGGCUUGUUGCAGUAGAUAAAGGAGUUUUUGUCUUGAAUAAGAAGAACAAGAUGACCCAAACAAGGGUCUGGGAUGUGAUUGAAAGGAAUGACAUCGGCUGUACACCUGGAGGAGGGGCUGAUAACAUGGGGGUGUUUCAUGAUGCUGGAUUAGUGUUCCACUCCAGCUCUGGAAUUUCAACAACUGAGCGCUCAGCACCAGAAUGUCCAGCACAAACAAAGCGAAAGCGUCGAUCUGUUGUACUAAUGCAGGCUAAAGGUGAAAGAGCAAGCAAGUACCACAGCGACCAUAAGCUGAAAAAGUGCUGCGAAGAUGGGAUGUACGAGAACCCAAUGGGCCAUUCCUGUGAGCGGAGAGCGGAGUAUAUUAUUGAUGGACAGGCAUGUGUUGAUGCAUUCCUUGACUGCUGCAACCAUAUCACCAAACUCAAAAAGGAAAAGAAAGUCGAUGUCUUACAAAUUGCAAGAAGUAGAGAGGAGGAGGGAUACAUGUCUGAAGAGGAUAUUACGUCUAGAAGUCAGUUCCCUGAGAGUUGGCUGUGGAAUGUGGAAACGUUACCUGCUGUUCCCAAUGAAAAAGAGCUCAGUUCAAAACUGGUGCAGCUGUUUUUGAAAGACUCAAUUACCACAUGGGAAGUGCAAGCUGUUAGUAUAUCUCCACAAAAAGGGGUCUGUGUUGCUGAGCCAUACGAAAUCAUAGUGAUGAAGGAUUUCUUCAUCGACCUUCGCUUGCCCUAUUCAGCUGUGCGGAAUGAACAGAUCGAAAUAAAAGCAAUUCUCUAUAAUUAUUCCCCUCAAGAAAUUACAGUGCGCAUGCAGCUGAUACACAAUCCACAUGUAUGCAGCGUAGCAACAGCGAACACAAAAUAUUUCAAGGACUAUACUAUUCCAAGAGAGUCUUCCAUCUCUGUGCCAUAUGUCGUUGUUCCCAUGGUAUCAGGAGAAGUGGAAAUGGAAGUGAAAGGAUCUGUCAAGGGAAAGUUUGUUUCUGACGGUGUGAAGAAGAAGCUGCGAGUUGUUGCUGAAGGAAUGAAAGUAGCAAAGAAUAUAAAAAGUGUUAUCCUAGACCCUGUUUCAAAAGGCAAAGAUGGAAAACAAGAGGAGCAUAUAAAAGCCAUUGACAUGAAGCAUGUUGUUCCACAUACUGAGCCCGAGACAUAUGUCAACGUCAAAGGAGAUGUUGUUGCUGAAACGAUUGAAAACUCCAUAGAUGGGGCAAAUCUAAAGCAUCUCAUUCAAGUGCCCAAUGGCUGUGGGGAACAGAACAUGAUCACAAUGACACCAGCUGUUAUUUCAACACAUUAUCUGGACAAAACAAGCCAGUGGGACCGACUUGGACCAGACCGCAGAGCAGAAGCCAUCAAGUAUAUAACACAAGGUUACACACAACAGCUGGCCUACCGACAGCCCUCCAAUGCAUAUGCAGCUUUUACUAACAGACCAGGAAGCACUUGGCUGACAGCAUAUGUUGUGAAAGUCUUUUCCAUGGCACAUCGACUUAUUGCAAUAGAGCCCCAGGUUCUAUGUGGGGCUGUCAAAUGGCUGAUUCUAGAAAAGCAAAAACCCGAUGGAAUCUUUAAGGAGGAUGCACCUGUUAUCCACGGCGAAAUGAUAGGUGGCUUCAAAGGAGCAGAGCCAGAUGCAACAUUAACAGCAUUUGUAGUGAUUGCACUGUCUGAGUCCCAAGAAAUCUGCAAUAAGCUUGUUGGUAGCUUAGAUGAUAGCAUUAAGAAAGCCAUUGGUUACUUGAACUCGCAAUACGAACGACUUCAGAGGACAUAUUCUAUAGCGAUCGUAUCGUAUGCAUUGGCAAUGAAUAAUCACUUGGAGACACCCCAAACGCUGAUGAAAGCAUCUACAGAUAUGAACCAUUGGAGAGAUGCAGCUUCCAACCAGUAUACCUUCGAAGCCACGGCCUACGGUCUGCUGACAUUGGUUAAAAUGCAGAAGUUUGAUCUUGCUGGUCCUGUUGUAAGGUGGCUAACAGAAAAGAGGUUCUUUGGGGGUGGAUAUGGCUCUACACAGUCAACAAUCAUGGUUUUGCAAGCUGUCGCUCAAUACAGGAGUGACAUUACUGAAGUCAAGAAUUUUGACUUAGAUGUAGUGAUCAACCUACCUGGUCGAAGCAAACCUGUCGCUAUAAGAAUUAAUCAGGACAACGCUUUUCUGGGAAGGUCUGAAAGGACAAAACUCAAUCAGGAUUUCAAAGUGGAGGCAUCGGGGACAGGACAAGGAACUCUAACGGUUCUGACCCUUUAUAAUGAAGUAGUGAAAGAGGAUCAACGAAAAUGCAAUAAAUUUGAUCUGAGUGUCACUGUUGAAGUCGAUGAGUUUGCUGAAAAACCAGCAGGAGCUUUUAACACAGUCUUUGUUACCGUCUGUACAAGGUACCUUGGGGAGACUGCUUCAACUAUGACAAUUCUGGAUAUUUCCAUGCUGACUGGCUUUUCACCAGACCUGAAUUAUCUUAAACGGCUUAAAGAUGGAGUUGACAAAUAUAUAUCCAACUAUGAAAUCAACAAAGCACUGUCUGACAAAGGUUCACUCAUCAUUUACGUUGAUAAGAUUUCCAACAAAAGAGAUGAAUGUUUGAAGAUUAAAACAGACCAGAUAUUCAAAGCAGGCUUGCUUCAGCCUGCCUCUGUUACAGUAUAUGAGUAUUACAACAAUGAUAAUCGCUGUACCAAGUUUUACCAUCCAUCUAAAGAAAGUGGCCUCCUCAGCAGAAUUUGUUUGGGCGAUGUAUGCAAAUGUGCUGAAGAAAACUGUGGUUUGCUAAGAAAAUAUGAUAAAUCUGUGACCGUCUUAAAUCACAUCAAUGAGGCCUGUGAUCCAGGACGCGAUUAUGUUUAUAAAGUCAAGUUUCUUGCUGUGAAUAUUUCUGCAAGCUAUGAUCACUACACAGCCGAGAUCUUGGAAGUUAUCAAAGCAGGGAGUGACGAUGCUCAAAAAGGAUCACAGAAAAUCUUCAUCAGCCAUUCAAACUGCAGGGAGAUUCUCAGUCUGAAGAUUGACAAACAGUACCUGGUCAAAGGUCACAUCACUGACCUCUGGAAUUUACAGAAAGAGAUGGCUUAUGUUAUUGGAAAAAAUACACUGCUAGAGUGGUGGCCAAAUGAUGUCGAAUGCCAAGAUAUUCAAUAUCAGAAAAUUUGUACAGAUUUCAUUGAGUUUUCUGAAAACAUGCUGUCAUUUGGAUGUCCAAAUUAGCCGUUUCAUUAAUUUCUGGGAAUUAAACCUUUCACUUUUGAAUAAAUGCAUAGAUGAACAGUACCUCAGCAUGUCCUGAGCUGCACACCUUGGAUAUUCCUGAAGUUUGGUAAUCUAGUUUAUAAAACAAAAUAUUUGCUUUGCAAAUAGCUAUUAAAACAAAUCCAAACAAAAUUAUUAUCAGUAUCUAAGCACAUUCAAUAUUUCAUUAAUAAUAUACUUUCUUAAAUAAAAUUUAUAUUUUUAUCCA
Molecule: messenger RNA, 4453 nt
Organism: Protopterus annectens (West African lungfish)
Lineage: Eukaryota; Metazoa; Chordata; Ceratodontiformes; Protopteridae
Product: venom factor-like
Exons: 34
Coding region: 52-4203 (1383 amino acids)
Biological process (GO): complement activation; inflammatory response
Cellular component (GO): extracellular region
Molecular function (GO): protein binding; endopeptidase inhibitor activity
Source: RefSeq, a predicted model, not a curated record